AUGGUUUCCUUUAAAUUCUCACUCAUCUUCCUCCUCUCCGCGGCUUCAUUGACCUGCUGGUCUGCGGUGGCACCCGAUUCGAGCAGGCGACAUUCUGAGUCGAGAAUGCCCACUUGGUUAAACGACAGGUGGCGUAUGGUGUUGAAAAUAACAAAGUGUCAAAUAGAAGAGAAAAGAAGAAAGUUGGCAAUGGCGGCGUCAGGCAAGAUGGAAGCCAUACGAGGAGAUGUGGUAAUUACCGAGGUGCGUGUCUCCCUGGCGGUCACGGUGGCUACCGAGGAUAACAAGAAUGCGAUGAAAGGGAUUGCCACUUGUGAGCAGAGCACGCCUUUCUCCCCAUGCCUUCAGCGCAUUUGUCGAUGUGGAAGUAGAUGUCUCCGAAGGACCAUUAUGAAAGCAAGCCUGCAUUGAAUGUUGGAUCUGUUUGCUUUCGUGUAUAAAUGAAAUCACCUAUUUGCAUCGACCUGU
This is a messenger RNA of Dicrocoelium dendriticum, 468 nucleotides long. Lineage: Eukaryota; Metazoa; Platyhelminthes; Trematoda; Plagiorchiida; Dicrocoeliidae. The record is from the annotation of a GenBank genome assembly.